GUUAUCUAAAGUAGAGCGCUACCGCCAGAGGCACAGCUUCUACUACAUAAUCUUAAGUUGCAACAAACCGGUGUACUAUAUAGCAUAACGAGAAUCGGCAGCACAAAUGCUCCACUUCCUCAAAGCUUCCACUAAGCACCAUCUGCCUUCCUUGGCCGGACCUACGCGUGGCUGGAACGGUGCUCUGGAUAACCAGGAACGAGAUGCACUCUUCGAUAGCUGGGCACACCAUACUCUACCCCACGAGGGAAUCCGUCCAGCUGGUCAACUGCUCCCUCCUGGCUCACAUGGCUCAGGAUGAAGAAGCACCCGAGGGCGAGGACCUCUGUGCCCUGAGCAGCGGCGGACUUCGAGACACGGGGGACCCUGGGGCGCCGCUCAUGGUGGACACGACGCAGGGCUGGGCGCUUGUGGGCCUCCUCUCUUGGCUGGGCGACAGCCAGACUCUGUCCACCCUGGCAGUGUUCACAGACGUCCGGUCCCUCAUGCCCUGGCUGCUCGAGACUGUCUUCAAGACUUUCUGAGCCCCCAGUUUCGAGGCGUUACCUCCUCGAAAACCUGCGCUUCGUUGCUACGCGAGGCGCUUUUGUUGCUAGCGCAUCAUUAAAGCGCAACCGACGUAAC
Molecule: messenger RNA, 624 nt
Organism: Ixodes scapularis (black-legged tick)
Lineage: Eukaryota; Metazoa; Arthropoda; Arachnida; Ixodida; Ixodidae
Product: chymotrypsinogen B-like
Exons: 2
Coding region: 204-524 (106 amino acids)
Biological process (GO): proteolysis
Molecular function (GO): serine-type endopeptidase activity
Source: RefSeq, a predicted model, not a curated record